Molecule: messenger RNA, 1221 nt
Organism: Peronospora belbahrii
Lineage: Eukaryota; Oomycota; Peronosporomycetes; Peronosporales; Peronosporaceae
Source: the annotation of a GenBank genome assembly
AUGGACAUUUACGACGCAUUAGCCAUUGCGUUUAUCAUCCUUGGACUAACUGUUUCUUCUGCAGGUGGAUUAGGUGGCGGUGUAAUUAUUGUGCCGUCCAUGGUGCUUAUCAUGGGUUUUGACAUUAAGCGUGCGACCCCCAUCUCCAAUAUGGCCAUCCUAGGCGGCGCCGUGGCUAACGCCUGGUACAAUAUGCGCAAGCGUCAUCCAACCGUAGACCGUCCAUUGAUUGAUCCGGAGCUAGCGCUUGGCAUGAUUCCUGUCGUCAUUGGUGGUACUGUCCUGGGUGCAGUGAUUAACAGACUUAUCCCGAGCUACGUGCUGUCGCUGCUGUUCAUCGUGGUGCUCGCUGUGAGCGGCUCACGAACAUUGAUGAAGGGCAUCCGUCUACAUAAGAAAGAACUUGCAAAGGAAAAAGAAGUCGAAGAUGCUGCGAAUGAAAUUGCUACGGACGUACCGACUAGUCCCGUUGUGUAUGUACAAAUUAGCACGCCGCGGAAAGACGAUGUGUCACAGGAAAAGCGUGGAAGCAUUUCAGCUUCCAUUGACGACGAAGCUAAAUUGGCUGCAGCGCGAGCGUUGAUUCUUGAAAAGGAGCGGCACUUUGCCUGGGGUCCCCAUAUUGCCAUUUUGGUUUGCUACCUGGGCAUCGUGGCUACCAGCAUCGGCGACACGUCCACUGAGUGCGGUAGCGUUGCAUACUGGGUGCUUCUGCUGAUUGAUAUUCCGUGGGUUGCUGUCUUUAUCAUAUUUGCAUCAAAUUAUCUACACAAAGUGUACCUACGCAAGGCUGAGGUGAACUAUCAGUACGUCGAGGGCGAUAUUCGCUGGACAAAGAAGAUGGUCGUGUAUUUCUCGAUGGGCUGUGUAGUUGCUGGUAUUGCCGCAGGUAUGUUUGGUGUUGGUGGCGGCAUUAUUGCUGGCCCUAUCAUGGUCGAGCUGGGCAUUGUACCUGAAGUGGCAUCGUCCACGACGGCGUUGAUGAUUUUGUAUUCAUCUGCUGCUGCCACAUCGAAAUUUGCUGUAUUCGAAAUGAUUGCGUGGGACUGGGCUUUGCUGCUAUGCGCUGUAGCUUUCGUGGUAACUUCGCUAUCACAAGUUGUGAUAUUGGGCUUUGUUCGAAGAACGGGUCGCCAGUCGAUUAUCGUGCUCUGCAUCGCUGCGGCAGUGCUCGUGGGGGGGCGUGGUCAUGACUUACCAGGGUAUCACGUCCACUAUUGA